AUGCUCUUGGCAUGCCUUUUAAUAGCUAACUUCAAUCAAAAUGACUAUAAACAUUUUUUUAUUUGCUAUAUUUUAAGGUAUAACUUAUAAAUAAAGUUUAUUGAAGAUUUUAGAGAAAUUUUCAAACAAAAGGCUUAUAAACAACAUCUUAAAAAAAUAACCCCCCCUGCAUGAGCGAGCAAAAGUUUAUUCACUCACAAAGGGGUUAAUUAUUUUAAAGCAUUUGUAUAUAAUUUUAUAGUAAUUUUUUUUCCAAAUUUUAAGAUACCCAAUUUGCGAAAAUUGGAAAGGGAAAUUAAUUUAAUUUAUAAAAUGCAAGCUAUUUAAAAUUUAAAAGAAUUGACUAGAAAUUUCAUUAUACCUAAGCAUCUCUUACUUAUCGAACUAUUUUCAUAAAAAUUUUGGUUUUUUACCCAAAAACAAUUUUUCUAAUGGCUUUGUUAGCUUCUGGAGGGGAGUAAGGUAAUGAGUUUUAUAUUUAUAUCGAUUAAAACAUUUUUAUUAUUUUUAUUAAAAAAAUUGCUUACUCCCCCCCCCCUCCGUGAGCGAACAAAACCAUUAGAAAAAAUCGCCAUUUUUUGACCAAAAACCCACCCUCCGUGAGUUGAACAAAAAUAUUUUUAAUAGAAAAAAUUUUAAUAGAAAAAAAUUUUGCUAUAUAAGUGAUAAUUAGUAUAAUGAAAUCUAGAGCUAAUUCUGUUUAAUUUUUAACAAAUUGCGUUUUAAAACAUAAAUUUUGCAAAUUAAAUUAGUAUUUGCUUCCCAAUUUUUGCAAAAUUAGGAUUUUUUUUUAAAUUUCGAAAAAAAUAUUUUUUAUAAAAUUUAUAUAUAAAUUGUUUUUAAAAAAAAAAAUUAACCCCCCUCCGUGAGUGAACAAAAUUUUUUUGUUCGCUCACGGAGGGGGGGGGGGGAGUUAGCAAAAUUAUUUUAUAUAAAUAAAACUUCUAGCUUUUUUCGCAAUUUAUUUGAAAGUGUAAGUGAGCACUUUGCCUGGGAUUCUCAAUAGAGGACGAAACUGUUCUAACAAUCGAAGGAUGCCCUGGCCUUUAUAUAAAUGACAAUGUCCAAUUAUUGAAUCAAUCACCUGACUAUGCCAAUAACUUUCAACCCCUCAAUGUCUACAUCAAGAAGCUAUUUGACUGGAACCACAUUUUUGGCUUACUGGAGCCUCAUCUGCAUGAAAGUUUACUAGAAAGGUAUAAAAAAAUAACAAGCAGUGAUAUGCAAGACAGCGCAAUUUUGUUCCCUUCAGCAAUCUGACUCCCUGAUAAAAAACUCUAUCUUGUUACAUCAAGAGUCUUCUUAUUUCGAUGAAUCAGUUUCUUAUAUGUUACUUUUUAUGACUCUGAAUGAAAUGAAGUAACCACAGAAGAUUAUGUGGGAAAAACCAAAGUCCCAGGAAUUAUUCCAAUUUCAGUAAAAGAUAAAGACGCAUCAACUGGGCCAGAAGACCCCCGACUGUUUGUGGCGCUUAAUAAUGAAAUAUUCGUUAUCUUUAACCGACUUGUAGAUGAUCGCAACAGGAUAAUGCACCUUUAUCAAUUUUCUACAGCAACUUCUCGAAAGCUUUAUUUAGAAGAGGAUGCUGAAAAACAACGUAUUGAUGAGAAAAAUUGGACUCCAUUGAUUAUUGAUAAGGAACACUUAUACUAAUUGACCAAGAAUAGCCCACUAAGGAGCCAUUCUUGGUCUGCCAGAAAAAAUUUUGACAAAAGAUCCUAAUCUGCCAUUACCACUGAGUUUUUGGUGUUUCCAAAUUUUUUGGGCAAGCCAAAUGCAAUAAAAAAAAUUGUUCUUUUGCGAUGAUGCAUUUGGCUUGUCAAAAAAAUUUGGCAACAUCAAAACUCAGUGGUAAUGGCAGAAAAGAUCCUAAUCUGCCAUUACCACUGAGUUUUGGUUUUUCCAAAUUUUUUUGACAAGCCAAAUGCAUCAUCGCAAAAGAACAAUUUUUUUUAUUGCAUUUGGCUUGCCCAAAAAAUUUGGAAACACCAAAACUCAGUGGUAAUGGCAGAUUAGGAUCUUUUUGUCAAAAUUUUUUCUGGCAGACCAAGAAUGGCUCUAUAGUGGGCUAUUCUUGGUCAAUUAGUAUAUACUUUGUGUACAAUUUUAAGAAUUUACAAAUUAUUGACUGCACAGCAGAAAAUGAGCCUUGCAAAAAAGUUUCUGGAAAAUUUGAUCCUAAGCCUGAAGCCUUGCGUGGAGGAAGUCCUUUUGUAAGAUUUACAAACACUAACUACUACGUUUCUCUCUCAUAUACCCAUAUUUUUCUCAAAAACUGCCACUUUUACAGGCCUGUUUUUGUAGUUAUGGAAGCAGUCAAGGAGCAGUUGUCCUUCAAGAUGAUAUAUCAGAGCGAGCCAUUUGAUCUAAACAAUAGGGUAUUUCUGGAGCCUUUUACAAAUUAUAAGUAUCCUAACCAAAUUAGUUGCCAGUUAUAUGAUUGGAACUUUUUCCUCAUAUAGGAGUUUUUGACCAUGUCUUUUUAUUUUCUCGGCAAAAUUUAAGUCACAUUUUCACGAGAAGCAACAACUUGACCAAAAAUAUCUGAGGAAACGUCACAAUAUCAAAAUGUUCCAAUCAAAUGGCACGGUGCCGCCAAAUUAGAGACUGCAUGAUGGUAAUUCCUUCUUCGAUUGCUUCGUGGAAUUUUGAAGACGACAUUGCAGAUCUACACGUUACAAUUGAGGAUCAUAUCCCAGUUGUAGCUAGGGUGAAAGGAUUGGCAAAGUUUGUUGAAUAUAUUAUCAAUAUGUACGAGUAUGGACGAUUACCUGAGAACGAUAACUGUGCAGCAAAGUUUUCUGAAAGGUAUUUUUUAGCGCAAAGUCCAAAGUUUGCUUAUUAA
Messenger RNA from Blepharisma stoltei, 2845 nucleotides. The record is from the annotation of a GenBank genome assembly. NCBI's taxonomy places the organism in Eukaryota, Ciliophora, Heterotrichea, Heterotrichida, Blepharismidae.